Dendroctonus ponderosae (mountain pine beetle) is the source of this 1386-nucleotide messenger RNA. RefSeq lists its product as uncharacterized. The transcript has 6 exons. The coding region runs from base 351 to 1307 and encodes 318 amino acids. NCBI's taxonomy places the organism in Eukaryota, Metazoa, Arthropoda, Insecta, Coleoptera, Curculionidae. The record is from RefSeq and is a predicted model, not a curated record.
ACGUUCGUUAUUAUUUAUCAAUGUAACUUUGCGGUAACCGGGAAUCGGUAUGUGAAUAAUUUCAUACAAGAAGCGCAUUUAGUUGAGGUGUUUUCUGCGUCAUUAUUUAGCGACUUUCCGGGACAACAACGAUUAUUGUUGGAGUGAUAAUUGUUGUUCAUAUUUGCGCAAAGUGGAACAAGCUUUGGGUUUUGUUGCUGAUUAAAUGCGGCCAGUAAGUUGUUGAGUUUGUCGGUUUUACUCUCCAUUGCGAUGAAGUGAACAGAAAAAACAGAAGUUUUCCAGUUGCGCAUAAAUUUUCCACUGAACAUGAACCAGAAAAUCGAAACGAAUUAACGAAACUAAUCAAAAUGAAAACGGCCAAAUUCGACCUAUGGACCGCUGUGAAAAUCCUUGAAGUGCUUUUAGUCAUCGCGUGCUUGGUGUUCAAAAGAGUCACAGACGAUGAGGCCCGCAGCCUUUCGCUCUACCUGCAGAAGCUUUCCAGAGAAUGGAGUCUUCUGACCAACAUCACUUGGGAUAGAGUUGGAAAUGCAGUGGCGGACGCCACUUUUGGGGGCUAUUUGAUCAUCACCGUUGCCCUACUUUUGGGGAAGCUGUUCGGGGAGAUUCCAACACAGCGGAGGAUCAUGGAAUGGGUUUUAUUGGGCGUUGGGGCCAUCCUUUUCAUUGUCUUAGGAAGUUUAUCGUUCGCCUCAAUUGACUCCGUGCCUCACAAUCUGGUAGACAACGCAGCGAUUCUGGGCACUUUAGCGGUGGUGACUGGCGUUCUUUUCCUGCUGGAUAUGGGAGGCCCGAAAGCGACCCCCCCUCAGAGCCCGGAAGCCCCGAAGAGCUCAAAGAGUUUUGAGGAGAUUGAGGGCGAACGAGGACGUCCCAGACGGAGCAUUAUUGAGCAGAUUGGCGAUAUUGAGCGGGCUGUGGAAAUUUCAGAGCGCACCACUCAUGAAGGAGAUGAGGAUCGAGGGAAGAACAAGAAGGACGUCAAAAAUAAUGGCAUAAAAACGGGGGGCUCCAGGAACGGGGAUAGAAUCGAAGGGCUUGGGAAGGAGGCCCCAAUUUUACCAGGUAGAAGCUACAUCCAUUUGGAUCCAACAUCGAAGGGCUACAAGCAGAUGAGGGACGAAGACUUUGAAAUCCCGCGGAGAUUUGGAAUUUAUGGCAAAGACGUGACGGAUUACGGCACCGAUACUGAUGAAACAGCCAGUAUUCCCCCCAAAAUCGAGCUGCAUACCCCAGUUUGGAGCAAUAUUCGCAAGGGUACAAGACACAGUACCAGCAAUUAUGGGGUAGUGAGCUUUAGGUGAUUGGAUGUGGUUUUUAGCUGCACUUAGGUUUAGAACUUUCGUCGUAUAGUUUUUCACCAUUACACUUAGUGGACUGUGU